ACAUGGCCAGUUUAAAUGUUUGAAGCAGAUAUCAUGAGUUUGAAACCGCUUUGAGCGGGUUUUUGCGAGGCAGGAGCGAGACAGUCUACAGUUGUGCCAUCUGACAUGCGUUUCCACAUUAUUGUCGCCGCUGUCUUUUGGUGUGGUUUCGUAGACUCGCGGAAAAUAAGAGGAAUAUCUUCGUCCUACAAGCGGUUCUACAGGGAGAGAAAGUCAUUUCUGUGCAUUGAUGGAUCGAAGAUGAUCCCCUUUGAACAGGUCAAUGAUGACUACUGCGACUGUGAAGAUGGCUCUGAUGAACCAGGCACCUCCGCCUGUCCCCGUGGCCGAUUCUACUGCACCAAUCUGGGUUUCCGCCCACACUACAUCCCAUCAUCGCGUGUCAAUGAUGGCAUCUGUGAUUGCUGCGAUGCUUCAGAUGAAUACAACAGCCACGCUCGCUGCCAGAACACUUGCUGGAAUCUGGGACAGAGAGAGAGAGCAUAUGUGGAGGGCCAGAUGAGGACCUUGGACGAGGGUUUGCAACUCAAGCAGCAACUGAUUGAGGAGGGAGUGCUGCUCUGGAGGGAGAAACAGGCUCAGCUCAGAGAGCUUCAGCAGGUCGCCGAGGACCUACAGAUCAAAUUAGAAGAACACAGAAGGAAGAAACACGAGGCCGACCGACUCAAAGAGCAAACACUGAAGGCACUGGAAGCAGGGGACAGCAGUUUCAGACGUCACAACAGCACAGUAACCAGCACUUUCAACUUACUGGACAGCAAUAAAGAUGGCAGUAUAACCGUGGAUGAAGUCCAGGCUAAAGUGGCACUGGUCCACGAUGAAGAGAGAGUUCUUUCUGAAGAUGAAGCAGUAGCUUUAUUGGGAGGCCAUCAGAUGGAUCUCACCAAGUUCCAACACACACUCUGGGACAUCCUGACAAAAGAGGACAGUGUCAAGAUCAAAGACGCACAUGGUGCACCAGGCAGUCCUGUGGAUGAAGAUCCUCACCUAAAGGCAGCUGACAGAGCUGCAGAGUGGGAGGCUACAAAUCUGAAGAAGGUAGAAGAAGCCUAUGAGACAGUCAACAUGGAAAUAAGUGAUCUCCGGAAGAAGCUGGCCAUAGACUAUGGACCAGAUUGGGAGUUUCUGUUUUUGAACAGCCAGUGUUACAAGCUGAAUGUUUACGAGUAUACUUAUACCCUGUGCCCAUUCAAUCAAGUCACACAAAAGAGCACUGCAGGAACAGAGGUCUCAUUAGGGAUGUGGGGGAUGUGGGCAGGAACACCAAAGAACCAGUACAGUCAGAUGGUGUAUGAGAAUGGAGAACCCUGCUGGCAAGGAGGUUCACGCUGUACUACAGUCACACUGACAUGCGGAACGGAGACAGCCUUGCGAUCGGUGAAGGAGCCCAGCAAAUGCCAGUACAUCAUGGACUUUCAGACUCCUGUGGCCUGUCAGCCGGUGCUGAAGCAGCGGGGCAUACACAGUGAACUGUGACCCCUUCCCUUACUGGCCUAGCCUAGAUUAACUUAGCCCCCGUUGGCUAGCCCGCGGUGACAGGCCGGGGUCCUGAGGGUCCCCUCUGACAUCUGUGUUGUCAGAACAUAUAUACUUCCAAGCAAGUCUUGCUGAGGUCACAAUGUGAUUUUCUGUUACACUGCUCAGAGACCACUUUAGUUUUCAUUAAUUGGUUUUAUGGUUUUAUUUUAUUUGCACAGUUAGAAUUACACUAAAUGACAAAUAUAACAUAUAAUGUAAAGUGCAGGGAGAGGCAGAAAACCAAGAUGGGCUUAUUUAAAGCCUCCACCUAAAAUUUCAUUAGAAAGUAAUAAACUGAUAAUAGAAAAAACAAAUGUAUGACAUCAACAAGUUAUAAUGACAAUAACAAAAACAACAUGUUAAAGUGUAUUUGUGUUUGAACUAGAAUUUAAAAACAGCAGUUAAAUGAGCUUUCAGACAUCUUUUGAAGCAUUUUACAGAGAUGCAGUCCUUUGCCAGAUGGUAAAAGGUAUUCCACAAUUUGGUCCCUAAAUUGAACAAUAAAUUGACCUCUGCAUGUCAGAAAUCUUGGAGGAUGAAGAUCUAAAAAUUGUUACAGUGUUGCUUUAUAUUUCCAUGUGUUCAUAUUUGAAUAGUAUUUACUGAAUGACUUGGUGUACAUUUAUUCUUCACAAUGCAGUAAUUUUACACUUAAGGCCCUACAAGAGAACUUUGUAAAUAAUUGAAUAACUACAGUGGAUCUAGAUCAAUGGCAGGGCCUAAUGACAUUUCCAGUCAUGUAACUGCUGUAUUAAAUAACUGCCCAUUCAUGAGCAAAAAUAAAAGGAUGUGUCCUUCUACUUCAUCAUCUUGGAUACCUUACUUAACUCUUCAAGGUUAAAUACAUUACUGGUGACAUUUAAUAACUUUCUUUUUUUUCAAUAAACUCCAUGAAAAGAUCAAAGCAACAAUGAGUUGAUCCUGUGUAGCCAAAGUGAAAUAUAGCUUAGCACAAGGCUCCACUGUAAUCCACCAACUAUUAUUACACAUCAGUGAGCCACACUGUAACACUGUGGCUUCAUUAUAAGCAAUGCUUUUAAAUCCACCAUCCAUACACCACCUUUCUGCUGUAAAUAUUCACUCAAUCACCAAAUGUGUAUUAGUCCACAGCUGAAAGUAGUCCCCAGCAAUUGCACUAUUUAUUCCUAUUUGAGGAACAUUUGCUAAAAACUACAUUGCCCAGCUGGCAUAUGGAAUUAUUUAGCCUAUUUUCAAAGUCACUAUAUAUAUAUAUAUAUAUAUAUAUAUAUAUAUAUAUAUAUAUCAUCGCUACGGACAGAGUAGGGAAGUAAAAAAUAUCAUCGACAGAAGAAGUUACACAUUGUUGGCUUUGGUCUUUUCAAGAUUUCCAAAGUGUUUUCUUGUCUUGUUGACAAUGGGGCUGCAACUCACGAUUAUUUUUAUUAGCGAUUAAUCUGACGAUUAUUUUCUAAAUUAAUCAAUGAAUUGUUAGGUCUAUAAAAUGUCCAAGGUCAAGUCUUUAAAUGUCCUUUUUACCCAAAGAAAGCAGCAUUUUCUGUGAAAAUUACCUAAUUCGGCGAUCAAAAUAAUUGCAGA
Messenger RNA from Centropristis striata (black sea bass), 3075 nucleotides. RefSeq names its product glucosidase 2 subunit beta-like. The coding region runs from base 106 to 1476 and encodes 456 amino acids. Gene Ontology annotation, cellular component: glucosidase II complex. The record is from RefSeq and is a predicted model, not a curated record. NCBI's taxonomy places the organism in Eukaryota, Metazoa, Chordata, Actinopteri, Perciformes, Serranidae. Gene Ontology annotation, molecular function: protein binding; calcium ion binding. The transcript is spliced from 15 exons. Gene Ontology annotation, biological process: N-glycan processing; liver development.